Molecule: messenger RNA, 2332 nt
Organism: Triplophysa rosa
Lineage: Eukaryota; Metazoa; Chordata; Actinopteri; Cypriniformes; Nemacheilidae
Gene: gtpbp8
Product: GTP binding protein 8 (putative)
Exons: 7
Coding region: 274-1146 (290 amino acids)
Cellular component (GO): mitochondrion
Molecular function (GO): GTP binding
Source: RefSeq, a predicted model, not a curated record
CCGAACACGCGAGAACAUACAAGCAUGACAGCAGUUGACAUUUAACAUUUUGUUUCAUCCGUAAAUUUGCAGUUAAAAAAUUGCUGCAAGGUGAAGAUGAACAUAUUUUAAAAUUGACUUUUUGGUGAAGGGACGUGUUUUAGGAAACAGAGCCCCCAAACCAUUAUUAUAGCUUGGUACAUUCAAGGCAGUCCGCGGGUACAGAGUUCAGAGGAACGCAGAUGGACGCGCGACUAGAUGUGUCACACAAACAGCAGCCGUGCACGUGAAUGAAUGUUUAACACAAUGCUGCGGAUGAAGACACUACAUCUACUGCAGGCACAUAUGUCAUGCUGCUCUGUGGUGCGGCAAAAUGUUCAUCAGCUGGCCUCCAUCAAACAUGUUUGUCUUCUCUCUGAGAGGAGACGUCAGGGUCUUCUGUACCCCUUUAGUGCUCUGAAGGAGCACUUGACCCCACAGGUAGACCAAGCAGAAUUCAAGAUCUUCCAUCCCAGCCUGAACGACCUCUGUCGGGCAGAGACACUGUUCACUCCCUCACAUAAAAACCACAUUGAAUACUCCACUUCAGCAGUCCGGAUGGAUCAUGUACCUGUGCUUAAACAGCCAGAGGUGUGUUUUAUGGGCAGGAGUAAUGUAGGGAAGUCCUCUCUCAUCCGAGCUUUGUUUUCUCUUGCUCCAGACGUAGAUGUGCGCGUCUCUAAAACACCGGGUCACACUAAAAAGCUGAAUUUCUUCACUGUGGGAAAGGCUUUUGCUUUAGUGGACAUGCCGGGGUAUGGACACAGGGCACCACAGGACUUUGUGGAGAUGGUAGAACCUUACCUUCAGGAACGUCAGAAUCUUGUGAGGACGUUCUUGCUGGUGGAUAGUGGUGCAGGACUGCAGAGGGCAGAUUUAGUUGCUGUGGAAAUGUUGGAGGAGUUUAGUUUGCCUUACGUGCUGGUGGUGACUAAAACAGACAGAACUGGACAGGGCGCUUUGUUGACCUUGAUGGUACAGCUGCAGGACUUUAUCAAGAAGCAAACCAGCACGUGUUUUCCACAGCCCUUUUUAGUGAGUUCAGUUCAGUUCUCUGGAAUUCACCUUCUCAGGUGUUUUAUUGUACAUGUAACAGGAAAUCUUCGGCCUACUGCUGAACAAACAUAACUGACAGCAAUGACGGUCUCUCAGGUGCAUCUACUGUAAGGUCAGCUUCAGCUAUGUGAAAUAAAAACAGUUUGCCAUCUGAAAAUCACACCUAAAUGUUUCUUGAAUUUGUUAAGAUCUGGUCUUUGUGUUCUUUAGCAUUGAAUUGUUUGUGCUAAAGAUGUAUUGUUAUUGUGUGUAUUAUUGAGCGAGACGGGACUUUAAACACCUUUUUAGCUGUUUCAAGAUUUUACAUGUUCGCAUUUCAGCAUCACAGAAUAAACUAAAUUGUCCAAAAAUGAGUUUAUGUCAUGUACAGUACAUGAUUUUACAACAUACUUUGGGCAGGUUCCAGAAUUCAUUCUCUUGAUACAGUAUAAAUGAUGUUUAGGAAUUGUUUAUGUUCAAACUGAGUUUGGGCUUGCAUUAAAGCUUUAAACAAAAUUUAGAAUGUGAAAACAGGAACACAUUAAGUUCCAGAUCAGUUGUUUCGACCUGUAUCAAAGUAUAACCUGCCCUACUAAUAAGUAAAAUCUUAAGCGCAAGUGUUGAAGUCAUCAGAUAUGUCACGUGAGCUUUUCAAUGAUUGUCAUCCUUUUGUUCUUAAAAUAAACACUGUGUCACACUGGUCACUAUUCAUACUGAACCCAGGGUUAUUAAUUAAUCCUGAGGAGUCGGGUCUCAAGAUGGGUAAAUUCUGGGUUAAUGUCCUUAUUUGCAUGUUUACAAGGUCCAUAAUAUACAGCAUGCAACCAGUAUGCAAUCUGUCUUAAAAUACCGCUUGGCUAGUUUAUGAAAAGUUGCUACUUAAUUCUGGAUGUUUUAUGAAAGAUAUAUAUAUAUAUAUAUAUAUAUAAAAUAUUCUUGUAAUACAAAUGAGUUAAUUGUACUGUAGAAACAUACUAUGUAAUACAUACAUAUAACAUAAUGUCAAAACAUAUGUAUAUGCUUUACAAUUGUUUUGCGUGAUGAUCAGUCCAAAAUUUGAGCUUUUAAGUUAAUGAUCUCAAGUUUAACUUAUCGACACAAGUCACAGUGUUUAUUACUAGUGCUGUCAAUCGAUUAAAAAAAUUAAUCGGAUUAAUCACACAUUUUCUGUGAUUAAUCACACAUAAUAAUAAUAUUUUAAAAUAUACUUUUACAUUUUAAUAAUUUCACAUUUAAUCUUCAAAUUGAUGUAGAAACAACAUAUUUCUUUAACAGCGUC